This is a messenger RNA of Phytophthora infestans T30-4, 1448 nucleotides long. RefSeq names its product diphthamide biosynthesis protein 1. The coding region runs from base 1 to 1380 and encodes 459 amino acids. The record is from RefSeq and is a predicted model, not a curated record. Gene Ontology annotation, biological process: protein histidyl modification to diphthamide. Gene Ontology annotation, molecular function: 2-(3-amino-3-carboxypropyl)histidine synthase activity. Lineage: Eukaryota; Oomycota; Peronosporomycetes; Peronosporales; Peronosporaceae. The transcript has 9 exons.
AUGACAGGUCCAUUCACGACAGUAUCCGUAAUUCAGAACGACGUGGCUGAGAUCAUUGUAGACCGCUGCAUCAAUUGUCACUGGAACGUCGACGCCUCCGCUGGGCCACCGCGCUUUUCGGGCCACACCAAGUCUAACGGAUAUUGUCAAGCUACCGACGCUGGAUGCCAGAGUAAUGGGUGCGACACUCAGCAGCAGAUCGUCGCAACGAAAACCAAGACCAAACGCAAACCGUCGGCUGCUGCGUUGAAGCGGCGUAUGGCCAACCAGAUCCCAGAUGAGAUUAUGAAGGACCCGGAGCUGACCAAGGCCAUCGAGCAGCUGCCAUGGAACUACAACUUCGAGAUCCGCAAGACUGUGUGGCGCAUCCGCCAAGCUGGCAGCAAGCGUGUGGCACUUCAGUUCCCCGAAGGACUUCUUCUCUAUUCUUGCGUAAUCUCGGACAUUAUCGAGCGCUUCACGGGCGCCGACAGUAUCAUUCUGGGUGAUGUGACAUACGGCGCUUGUUGUGUGGAUGACCUCAGCGCACUUGCACUCGGGGCUGACUUCAUGGUGCACUAUGGCCACAGCUGCCUCGUGCCAAUCGACGUCACGUCCAUUAAGAUGCUCUACGUGUUCGUGGACAUUGCUAUUGACGUCGACCAUCUGAUCGACUGCAUGAAGCUGACUUUCCCACCGGAAACCAAGCUCGCUCUGAUGGGGACAAUCCAGUUUAGUAGCUCGAUUCACCUCGUGUCUUCAAGAUUGAAGGAAUACUUCACCAGUUUGGUCGUGCCGCAAGUGAAGCCUCUGUCUCCUGGCGAAGUGCUGGGCUGCACGUCUCCUGUCAUUGAAGGGGUCGACGCUCUCGUCUUCAUUGCCGACGGACGUUUCCAUCUCGAGUCGGCAAUGAUCAUGAACCCGAAGCUGAAGGCAUAUCGCUACGAUCCAUACCCGAAGAUGCUUACGAUCGAAAAGUACGAUCUACCGCAAAUGAUGGAAAUCCGUCGUGCUGCCAUCGACAAGGCCAAGGGAGCAAAGAAGUUCGGUGUUGUGCUUGGAACGCUCGGACAUCAGGGUAACCCGCUGAUUCUCGAUCACGUUAAGGAGCUUUUGGAACAAAGUGGCAAGGAGUAUUUUGUACUUCUGUUGUCCGAGCUGUUCCCCGAUAAGCUUGCUCGGUUCAAGGAUGUUGACGCGUGGAUUCAGAUUGCGUGCCCUCGACUUUCAAUUGAUUGGGGCUACGCAUUCCCGAAGCCGCUGCUUACUGCGUACGAGGCGGAAGUCUGCUUAGAGAAAACGCAGUGGAAGGAAGGUUCGUAUCCGAUGGACUUCUAUGCCAAGGGCAGUGGACCCUGGACGAACUAUCACGAUCGCAAAAAGACUCAAACUGCUGCGUAACUUGUUGCUUUGAGGAGCAAUUGAGGUUCAUUUUGCAUUUUUGUUAAUUGCAUUAAUCACUCUUUCUU